ACCGCAGCCUAUGUGACCUGCCAGGACCUCCGCAGCAUCGUGGACCCCGCGGAGCAAAUGGUGAUGGUGAUCAAAGCCCCCCCAGAGACCCAGCUGCAGGUGUCAGACCCUGCAGAGGCGUUCCAGGUCUCGUUGAGAAGCACUCAGGGCCCCAUUGAUGUGUUCCUGUGCCCCGAGGACAGCUCGGGGGUCUGCAGCCCUGUCAAGAGCCCCUUCAAAGCCCCUCCUGAGGACUCUCCUCCCAGCCACUCACAGCCCAGAGGCCCCCUGCUCCUGCAUCCUGCCCAGGAUGUGAACAUGCCUCUGCUGCCUGGAGAGCAAG
Molecule: messenger RNA, 322 nt
Organism: Zonotrichia albicollis (white-throated sparrow)
Lineage: Eukaryota; Metazoa; Chordata; Aves; Passeriformes; Passerellidae
Source: RefSeq, a predicted model, not a curated record